UUCAAAUCCGGCGUCAAACGAUGAGGAAAUCUUAAAAUUCCACCAAGUAAUUUUAAUUAAAAAUUAAAUCAAUUUUCUCUUGUGAGAGUUAUUACUACUUGAAGCAGGUGAAAUUUACAAAAUUUUAAUUGAUACAAUUAAAAAUGCUGUUUUACUCAUUCUUUAAAUCACUCAUCGGAAAAGAAGUUGUGGUGGAGUUGAAAAAUGACCUGUCAAUUUGUGGAACACUUCACUCGGUUGACCAGUAUCUGAAUCUGAAAAUGACGGAGAUUAGUGUAACCGAUCCUGCAAAAUAUCCUCACAUGCUAUCUGUGAAAAAUUGUUUUAUCCGAGGGUCUGUCAUUAGAUACGUUCAGUUACCUGCAGAUGAAGUCGACACGCAGUUGCUGCAGGACGCCGCGAGAAAGGAAGCAGCCCAUUCGAAACAAUAGUUUGAUGAUGACAGUGAUAAAAUCAUGAUGAAUGAUUUAUAAUUUAGGUUCGAAUUUAGAGAGCCGUUUGAAUUUUGUACUUUUCUUUCUGCUUUAACAUUAACUUAUUUUUGAAAAUACAAUAAACUGCUAGAGAUAACAUAUA
Molecule: messenger RNA, 576 nt
Organism: Folsomia candida
Lineage: Eukaryota; Metazoa; Arthropoda; Collembola; Entomobryomorpha; Isotomidae
Product: U6 snRNA-associated Sm-like protein LSm2
Exons: 4
Coding region: 144-431 (95 amino acids)
Biological process (GO): mRNA splicing, via spliceosome
Cellular component (GO): precatalytic spliceosome; Lsm1-7-Pat1 complex; P-body
Molecular function (GO): RNA binding
Source: RefSeq, a predicted model, not a curated record